Malania oleifera is the source of this 2791-nucleotide messenger RNA. RefSeq names its product G-type lectin S-receptor-like serine/threonine-protein kinase LECRK3. The coding region runs from base 346 to 2679 and encodes 777 amino acids. The record is from RefSeq and is a predicted model, not a curated record. Lineage: Eukaryota; Viridiplantae; Streptophyta; Magnoliopsida; Santalales; Ximeniaceae. Gene Ontology annotation, biological process: recognition of pollen; protein phosphorylation. The transcript has a single exon. Gene Ontology annotation, molecular function: ATP binding; protein serine/threonine kinase activity.
GGGAGAGAGAAAUUACUAAAUCUUACAUUUUAAAUAACAGAGCGUGGUCAACCCAAUGGGAACAUUUCAAUCAUAGACAGUCAACACCCAUUGAUAUCUUGACAGGUGGUAAAUUUGAAAAAAUGGGAAGCAAUAUGUGGUAUAGAUUGCCCCAUUUCUUUUCUAUAGAGUUUAAUACCAAGCACAGCCUAAAAUAAUGAGUCAAUCGUGAAAGACAAUUUCUUUUACCAGUCGUCCCAUGUCAUCUCAACUUCGGCUAUUUAUUAAGCUGCCCUUGUCCACAAGAAACUCAACCCGGGAAGUAAAAAUACAAAGAAGGAGAAAAGAACCUUUCGUAUCAUUCCCAUGGCUGCUAUACCGUUCCUUCUCCUCUUUGCAAUUUUUACAACAGCCGCAGCUCAAAAAAUUAGCCCAGGCUCUUCUCUUACACCCACCGCCAACUCCUCAUGGCUGUCUCGUUCCGGCUUGUACGCUUUUGGAUUCUACCCUCAAGCAAAUGGCUACGGUGUGGGGGUUUUCCUCAUCGGAAUCCCGCAGAAGACAGUGGUGUGGACAGCCGACCGAGACAACACCCCAGUCCCAGGCAAUGUUACCUUGCUUCUCAGCACCGACGGAAGUAUCAUUCUGCGCCCGCAACAAGAAAGCAGCAACACAUACAUCGCUAAUCCACCGGAACCAGCUUCUUCAGCUUCCAUGCUGGACUCGGGUAAUUUCGUGCUCUAUAAUUCUGGAGGCAAGAUAAUAUGGCAAAGCUUCGAUGAACCGACGGAAGCUCUCGUAGCCGGUCAGCGUCUCCUGCCAGGGCGAGAGCUAGUUUCUAGUGCUUCAGAAGACGACCACUCAAAGGGAAUCUUUCGUCUCAAGAUGCAGCAAGACGGAAACCUUGUGCAGUACCCGGUCGACACACCAGACACGGCGCCGUAUUCCUACUAUUCGACGGGUACAAUGGGAAGAGAUAAUGUGACCCUAAAUUUUAACAGGGAUGGUUUCCUCUACCUGGUCAACAGCACUGGUUUCGGUAUAGCGAAUCUAACUCGGGGAGGGUAUUCUACAAAAGAUAUCUAUCUCAUGAGAAUAGAUGUGGACGGUGUUUUCAGACUGUAUUCGCACAGUCUAGAUCAGAACAGCAACUGGUCAGUCAAAUGGGAAUCCUCGUCAAACAAGUGUGACCCCAAAGGGUUGUGUGGCCUAAAUGGAUUUUGCGUUUCAAAUGAUCAAGAAGCUGAUUGUAAGUGUCUUCCAGGCUUUGAUUUUGUUAACCAGAGCCAUUGGAGUAGGGGCUGCCAGAGAAACUUCACUGCAGAGGGCUGUGGACACGAGAGCGGAAGUAUUAAAUAUAGCAUCAAACCAGUGGACAAUACUAGAUGGGAAGAUGAUUCUUAUUCUGUUUUACCAUUGGUAACCAGAGAAGAAUGUGAAGAAUCUUGUCUGCUAGAUUGUAACUGUGAAGCCGCGUUGUUCAAUGACGACGGAAACUGCAGAAAGCAAAGGCUUCCUUUGAGGUACGGUAGGAGACAAUUAGAAGGUACUACAUCCACAGCCCUGAUCAAGAUGGGUGAAUCAACGCACCAUCCUCCCCCAGAAGGAAUCCUUCCUUCGCCUGUCGAAACCAAGAAAGAGCUUCGGAUGGACAUCCUGAUUAUUAUGGGUGUUCUCUUGGCCGCAUUCGCAGCUGUUUCUUUUGCACUUAUUGGAGUCCUUAUCUAUAAAAAUCAUGUGGGAGCUUAUAGAAGGACCUAUUACAAGGACAAAUACGGAUUUUGCGAGGAUGUUGCUCCGCGAUCAUUUCCUUACGAGGAACUGGAGAAAGUGAGCGGGGGCUUCAAGGAUGAGAUCGGGAAAGGAUCGUCGGCGACAGUUUACAGAGGGUUAACAUUAGAGGGACGAAAAGAAGUAGCCAUCAAGAGACUAGAGAAAGAAUUAGCUAAUGGGGAGAUAGAGUUUCAGACAGAGAUAAAAGUUAUCGGGAAAACAUAUCAUCGAAACCUUGUCCAACUGCUCGGUUACUGCCUGGAUGGACCAAAAAGGCUUCUGGUGUAUGAAUACAUGAGCAAUGGCUCUCUGGCAGAUGUACUCUUCAACCCUGCAGGAAACCGACCGAGUUGGGAAGAAAGAAUGGGAAUCGUCCGAGAUGUAGCAAGAGGUUUAUUGUAUCUCCAUGAAGAGUGUGAAACACAGAUCAUCCAUUGUGACAUUAAGCCUCAGAACGUACUCAUAGAUGAGUAUGGGCGUGCUAAAAUUUCCGACUUUGGAUUGGCAAAGUCACUGAAAGCAGACCAGACCAGAACCUUCACAGCAAUACGGGGAACUAGGGGUUAUGUGGCGCCGGAGUGGCAUCGGAAGCUGCCGGUUACGGUAAAAGUGGAUGUGUUCAGCUUUGGGGUGAUGCUGCUUGAGAUAAUAUGCUGUCGGAGGUCUGUGAAUUUUAGCCUUUCGGAUGGGGAAGCCAUUCUCGAGGAAUGGGUUUACAGUUGCUUUGAGGCGGGAGAACUGGGAAAGCUGGUUGAGGAUGAAGAGGUGGACAGGAAGCAAUUGGAGAGGAAGGUUAGGGUGGGACUUUGGUGCAUACAGGACGAACCAUCACUGCGUCCUUCAAUGAAGAAGGUUUUGCUCAUGUUGGAAGGAAGUGUAGACAUCCCAGUACCCCCAAGCCCCACUUCUUUUUUUAGUUCUGUCUGAUCUAAUUUAUGUGUUAGAGCUGAGCAGUGGUUGGGAACUAAAAUGAUUACGGGUUCCUCCGAAAAUAAUUUUAUUUUAAUAAAGUAUCCAAUGCCCCAAGCUAUUAUUCUAA